ACAUACAAUACGACUAAAACAGGUCAAGUUGUGGUACUACCAAUUAGCAAAUAUCAAUCUUGUUGUCUAUGCUGUUACCGUUGGAUUCAACCGUUACAGUAUUUUUAAGGCUAAGAUUAAAAUUCAAAACAAGAAAGGCAAGAGAGAGACAGAUGGUCACUUAAUUCUUCCACAUGGCUUUUAGUGACUACCCUCAUUAGAUCAUUAUUUUACUAUUUUUUCUUCUCCAUCUCCAAGCACUUGACUAAAUCCAUUUAAAUUCUUUUGACUAUAUUUCUCUAAUAUAUUUUUGUGCUAAAACUACAAAGCUCCAACUAAGGUAUGGCCAGCCAUUGUUUUUCUUCUGCAGGCUCACUUUUCACUACAUCUUCAUCUACCUUACACUCUAAAAAAGUUGAGGAGAAAUGGAUUGGAUCUUUUCCCCUAAAGAGAAGAAACCCAGUUCAUCUGAGGUUCUCUAGUGUCACUAGAACAAGAGCAGUUCUCAAUAACAAUUCAAAAUCAGUCGAAAUUCCCAGACAAUGGUAUAAUCUAAUAGCAGAUCUCCCUAUAAAACCACCUCCACCACUGAAUCCAAGGACUCAUGAACCAGUAAAGCCUGAAGACUUGUCCCCUCUCUUUCCUGAUGAGUUAAUUAAGCAGGAGACAACUAGUGAAAGAUACAUAGAUAUCCCAGAUGAAGUUAUUAAUGUCUAUAAGCUUUGGAGGCCAACUCCUCUCAUAAGAGCCAAGAGGUUGGAGAAACUUUUGGACACCCCAGCUAGAAUUUAUUACAAGUAUGAAGGUGUUAGCCCAGCAGGAUCACACAAACCAAAUAGUGCUGUUCCACAAGCAUAUUAUAAUGCAAAAGAAGGGGUCAAAAAUGUUGUGACAGAAACUGGUGCUGGUCAAUGGGGGAGUUCAUUGGCCUUUGCUUCCAGCUUAUUUGGUAUUGGCUGUGAGGUAUGGCAAGUUCGUGCAUCUUAUGAUCAAAAGCCAUAUAGGAGAAUGAUGAUGCAAACUUGGGGUGCAAAAGUACAUCCUUCUCCAUCUAACCUUACUGAAGCUGGUAGGAAUAUUCUUCAGAUGGAUCCUUCUAGCCCCGGAAGUCUAGGAAUCGCUAUCUCUGAAGCUGUGGAGGUUGCAGCUAUGAAUGGCGAUACCAAGUACUGCCUUGGAAGUGUACUCAACCAUGUUUUGCUCCACCAGACAGUCAUUGGGGAAGAAUGUCUAAAACAAAUGGAAGCUAUUGGUGAAACACCAGAUAUUCUAAUAGGAUGCACUGGUGGGGGUUCCAAUUUUGCUGGACUUAGUUUCCCUUUCAUCAGAGAAAAGCUCAAUGGGAAAAUGAACCCUGUGAUUAGAGCUGUUGAGCCAUCAGCAUGUCCUUCUUUGACUAAGGGUGUUUAUGCUUAUGAUUAUGGUGACACUGCUGGACUGACUCCUCUCAUGAAAAUGCACACUUUAGGCCAUGACUUUGUCCCUGAUCCCAUCCACGCAGGAGGGCUGCGUUACCAUGGAAUGGCACCGUUGAUAUCACAUGUUUAUGAACUGGGAAUGAUGGAAGCUAUUUCGAUUCCCCAGCUAGAGUGUUUCCAAGGUGCUAUACAAUUUGCUAGAACAGAAGGAUUGAUACCAGCACCAGAGCCAACACAUGCCAUAGCUGCUACCAUUAGAGAAGCCCUGAAGUGCAGAGAAACUGGAGAAGCAAAGGUGAUUCUAACAGCAAUGUGUGGACAUGGUCACUUUGAUCUUCCAGCUUAUGACAAGUUCUUGCAAGGAAAUAUGGUUGACUUGUCUUUCUCAAAGGAAAGGAUUGAUACAGCAAUGGCCAGUAUUCCUAAAGUUGUGGCCUAAAGAAAAUGAAUCGUAUAUUAAAUUGACUGCUAUAUUUGCUAAUAAAUUUCCUGAAAUGUUGGGUUGUCAUCGACUCUAGUUUUCUAGGUAACUUGAGACUGAGAGAAUCGUGUUUUGAAGAAUAAAAUGGUUUUAACGGAUUUUAUUCUUUGUAAUGUUAUGCAUUCAUAAUUAAUCAGCUAUUGUACGCGUCUUCAUCAAAUCGCUCAAACUGCAAAAAAAAUACGGUUUGAAUUUCUUUGCAGUGCGGUUGCGGUUUGAAUUUUUCUUAAACUGCACCGCGCGGUGUGGUUUGCGGUUUUGAAUUGUUAAUAUGCUGUUCAAACCGCACCACACUGCACAUUAUAAAAAUACCAAUUUUUAUAUUUAUUUAGGUCCAAUAUGUGAAUGUUCAACUUAAAGCCAACUUAUUAUUAUAUUGUUGAAA
Cannabis sativa is the source of this 2263-nucleotide messenger RNA. RefSeq lists its product as uncharacterized. The transcript has 6 exons. The coding region runs from base 322 to 1836 and encodes 504 amino acids. The record is from RefSeq and is a predicted model, not a curated record. Gene Ontology annotation, molecular function: tryptophan synthase activity; pyridoxal phosphate binding; L-serine hydro-lyase (adding indole, L-tryptophan-forming) activity. NCBI's taxonomy places the organism in Eukaryota, Viridiplantae, Streptophyta, Magnoliopsida, Rosales, Cannabaceae. Gene Ontology annotation, biological process: L-tryptophan biosynthetic process.